AUGAUGGAAGAUGGUCGAGCACCAACACCUCCUCUCCAAGCCCUCGAAUUCCUCGAACAAGACCUCGCCAGCCAGCGUCUGGACAAUGCCUCGCCUUACCUCUGGAUGGUCGGACGGCCCCUGCCUCCACGACCGUUAAACAAACAGCUCGUCCUGGACCGCAGAAUAAUCCCAACAACAGACGCCUCGCUCCACCUGGUCUGGACUUCACGCAAGAUCUUCGUCAAGCCUCUACCGGAAUGCAUGCUCUUGACUGCGCUCUACGAACAUCUGUACAUGAAGCCUUCGGACCUCCGCGGCCGGACUCUCGGCUUCCUUCACACGUAUACGGCUCUGGUGCCAACGAAGCUGGACUUCGACCUUGCGGUUGAGAAUAAGCUCAUGCCUUCGAGCUACGCGUGGAUGGACUGGAAGAAGCUGGUCGAAAGGAUACUGGAAGAUUACCCCGGGGACGACAUAUAUCCGCAUCUUGACCUUCGAUACGUGUAUGGCGAACUGCGUCUAAGCCGGCUGAACAAAAUAUAUCGCUUCAUACUCGGAGACUGGUUACAUGGGUAUUCGCCUUUGACAGGACACACACGCUACAUCGAUCUCGUCAUCGACCAUCUGAGCGUCAUAGCAGCCGGCACAGUCUACAUUGUGGUUGUCCUCAGUGCCAUGCAAGUCGUGCAAAGCACGAAGAUCUUGGCCACAAAUCACGCCUUUCAGAGGGCAUGCUACGGCUUUGCCGUCUUUUCCAUCAUCUCUCCAAUCCUCGCAUUCGCCUUGCUAGCAGCUAUACUCAUAGCGAUGUUCAUUGCCAACUUGCAAAGAACAUUGAAGAUGCAAGACAGGCGCUUUGAAGACCUUGGGCUUCGUAGGGCUUGA
Messenger RNA from Pseudocercospora fijiensis CIRAD86, 867 nucleotides. RefSeq lists its product as uncharacterized. The transcript has 3 exons. The coding region runs from base 1 to 867 and encodes 288 amino acids. Lineage: Eukaryota; Fungi; Ascomycota; Dothideomycetes; Mycosphaerellales; Mycosphaerellaceae. The record is from RefSeq and is a predicted model, not a curated record.